Felis catus (domestic cat) is the source of this 3500-nucleotide messenger RNA. It is a transcript of the gene METTL4, whose product is annotated as methyltransferase 4, N6-adenosine. Bases 687 to 2048 code for a protein of 453 amino acids. Gene Ontology annotation, molecular function: nucleic acid binding; site-specific DNA-methyltransferase (adenine-specific) activity; RNA methyltransferase activity. Gene Ontology annotation, cellular component: RNA N6-methyladenosine methyltransferase complex; nucleus; cytosol. Lineage: Eukaryota; Metazoa; Chordata; Mammalia; Carnivora; Felidae. The record is from RefSeq and is a predicted model, not a curated record. The transcript has 9 exons.
GCAAACGUCCGCUCCGACCUCUGGUCCGAUUUCUAAAGUUAGCGCUGAAGACGCGGGCGCUCUGCGUCGCUAAGUAGUGGGCAGAACGCUCCAAAUCGCCCUGGAAACACGUUUUCCGUACAGCAACAUGGCCGCGCCCGUCGGCUCGUAGGAAAGGAGAAAUUGCUUUGCUGUGCAAGUGGCGUCUUUCAUGACCACUCUUUAGAAGGGUGCUGUUUUCAUAAUGCAAGUCUGGGAGGCGUCGUGCAAUUUUCUGACAGAGGAAGCGGUGAGGACACUAUCUUGAAUGACUCCCUGACUUGGAGGAUGUGGACCUAGUGGCCAGAUUCAAGGACCAAACAGAAAGUUGUGUGGAGGGCCCAGGAAGAUGGGAGGAUUCAAUUGAGAUUCCAGAAAUAAGAUCAAGUUUUAAUUCUCUUUUGCUAAAUUGGCUGAAAAUUUUGAAUUAACCCUGAAAUUAAAAGUUUAUAUUAAAACAUUACAUUUUUCCUUAAUGUAUCAUGAAUGUCAAAUUCUCUUUUGUUUAAAUGUCAAGUUUAUAUUCUUAUAUGUGAAAUCUACCUGUGUAUAUGAAGUGUAUUUUUAUGGAAAUGCAGGACAUUUACGAAAUUAUCUGGAAAGUUGGGUUUUAUAUCUAGACCUUAAUUUCCAGAGUUUUUUUUUUUUUUUUUUUUUUUAAGAAGAAAAUGUCUGUGGUGCAUCAGCUGUCACCAGGAUGGUUACUAGAUCAUCUUUCUUUCAUUAACAACAUAAACUAUCAACUUCACCAGCAUCACGAGCCUUGUUUGACCUCUUUUGGAACCUCUACUACGUUUAUUGCUUUUGACUCUACCUCUAAGCCAGAUUAUGAUGACAGAGGAAAUAGUGAAGUCUUCAUACAGAAAUAUGUUUUUCGAUCUGAGCUAUUUAAUGUCACCAAACCUUACAUAACUCCAGCUGUUCACAAAGAAUGCCAACAAAGGAAUGAAAAGGAGGAUCCAAUGAGUGGUGUUAAAGAAGAAAACUUCAAUUCUAUUAUUGGAAAGAAGCGUAAAAGAUGUGUUGUUUUCAAUCAAGGUGAAUUGGACGCUAUGGAAUACCAUACAAAGAUCAGGGGACUGAUUUUGGAUGGCUCUUCGGAGUUAAUCCAAGAAGGCCUCAAAAGUGGCUUUCUUCAUCCACUUUCUGAAAAAUGGAACAAGUGUAGUGAGCCCAUUACUUUACCAGUUGAUACCUGCAAUUUGUCAGAAUUAUGUGCAAUGGCAAAGCAUUUGCCUUCUCUGAAUGAAAUGGAACUGCAGGCAUUACAAUUGACGGAAGAGGAUAUGUCUGUUACAGAACAGGAUUUAUUUUCACGGAUUGUUGAAAACAACUCUAGCUUUACAAAAAUCAUUACGUUAAUGGGACAGAAAUACCUGGUGCCACCAAAAAGCAGUUUUCUUUUGUCUGACAUUUCUUGCAUGCAUCCACUUCUGAACUGUAGGAAAACAUAUGAUGUAAUUGUGAUAGAUCCACCAUGGCAGAACAAAUCAGUUAAAAGGAGUAACAGGUACAGUUAUUUAUCACCACUGCAAAUAAAGGAGAUACUUAUCCCUAAACUGGCUGCUCCAAACUGCCUUGUUAUUACUUGGGUGACCAAUAGACAGAAGCACCUGCGUUUUGUAAAGGAAGAACUUUAUCCUUCUUGGUCUGUUGAGGUAGUCGCUGAAUGGCACUGGGUAAAAAUCACCAAUUCAGGAGAGUUUGUGUUCCCAUUAGAUUCUCCACACAAAAAACCUUAUGAAGGUCUUGUACUGGGGAGAGUUCGAGAAAAAACUGCUGUACCAUUAAGGAAUGCAGAUGUAAAAGUGCUUCCUAUUCCAGAUCACAAGUUAAUUGUCAGUGUGCCCUGUACUCUUCACUCACAUAAGCCACCGCUUGCUGAGGUUCUAAAAGACUAUGUCAAGCCAGAUGGGGAAUGUUUGGAAUUGUUUGCUCGAAAUUUACAGCCGGGUUGGACUAGUUGGGGCAAUGAAGUUCUCAAAUUUCAACACAUGGAUUAUUUUGUUGCUCUGGAGUCUAGAAGCUGACUGUGGUCUUAAAGUUGUGAUUUUCUUCAGUUUUUCCCCACCCCUUCUUCCUUCAUUCUAACUGAUUGUUCCUUUUCUUACCAACCAGUAUGCUUAGAAAUGUAAACAGGACUUGGUUUUUCUGCAAAAGACCAUAAAUGACUAGUCUUUAUGUAAUUUUGAGAUGAAUUUACUUCAGUUGCAUUAGUAUUCCCCAUUAUUCCAGAUUCACUGUAAAUAAAAAGGCAAGCAGUUAGAAAAACGAUAAGACUUUGUUAUUGAAAAAGUUCAGAAAGCAUGCACUGUGGACCAGAGGUCGUAAUUCUGCCCAUGGAUAUGUUUUGUUUGGCCCUAUGGUGUUGUAAAAAAAAUUUAAACCACCAUUCUAAAAAAUGAGGGAAUUUCACAUAAAGUCUAGAUUUCUGCUUUUCUUUAAACAUCAGAAGCUCUGGCUGCACUGUGGUCUGUAUUCUUUCCUGGCAUCAGUAAGUAGGAACUACUGGUAGCAGCUCACUUGGGAAGGGACCUGUGUUUUGCAGUUUACUAUAGUUAACACUUGCUCCGUGCUACUCACUUGUGUUGUCUACUUGGCCCCUGUGCAACCUAAACUUAUGACCUUCGGUAUACUGUUACAUUCUGGAAAAAAUACUGAAAGACCUACCAAGUCAUCAUUGUGUUGUGUUUAUGAAACAUUUUAGAGGGUUUUAAAUUGCAUUCAAGGUCACUUUUCAAGUGCUUCAUAGUUUUGCUUUGUUUUCUAGAAGAAUAUUUAAGAAAUAUUUCUUAUAAAAAUGUCAGAAAAUAAACAGUGCUUAUGAUUUAAAAGAUAUUUAUAUUAUUUACAGAUUUUCCACAAAUAUUUCUUUACUAAGUAAAAUAUUUUUACUGAAAUGAUUCUUUGAAAGGCAUGCUGAUUUAUUAUGUAUAAUCUUUUUUCAAAUUGAGAUAUAAUUUCACAUAAAAUUCUCCAGUUUUUAGUAUAGCGUUCGAUGGGUUUAGAAAAUGUAUAUACAGUUGUCUAUCUACCACCAUAGUCAUAAUACAGAACAUUUUCUUCACCUCCAAAACUCAUGUGUCCAAUUACAGUCAUUCCCUUCCUCCCACCCCUGGCCCUUGGUAAACAAUGAUUUGUUUUCUACCAUUAGUUUUGCUUUUUUAGAAUUUCAUGUAAACAGAAUCAUAGAACAUGUAAUCUUUUGUGUCUGGCUUCUUUCCCUUAGCAUUUUGACAAAAGUAUUUAUACAAUUUACAGCCUUUUUAUAAAUAUUUAUCUGCUAAGUAAAAUGUUAGAUUGAAAUGAUUAUAUGACAAAAUUAAUUCAUUUACUGAUUUUGCCAAAGAGAAGUGUUAUUUUUGAAGUUUGUUCAUUCUUUGAGUGUGUGAAUAUGGUAAUAUAGGCUUAACUUUGUAUUUAUAGGGAUACUCUAACUUGCUACAGAAAUGGAAAAAGGUAUUAAACUCGAAGCAAACCUC